Messenger RNA from Rhinocladiella mackenziei CBS 650.93, 534 nucleotides. RefSeq lists its product as uncharacterized. The record is from RefSeq and is a predicted model, not a curated record. The coding region runs from base 1 to 534 and encodes 177 amino acids. The transcript has a single exon. NCBI's taxonomy places the organism in Eukaryota, Fungi, Ascomycota, Eurotiomycetes, Chaetothyriales, Herpotrichiellaceae.
AUGCUGGGUUCUUCUAGAGUCACAGAAGAUGUUGACGUAGUCGUUCCUCAGGGGCAGACUAAGACAGCACGAGAUCUCAUCAAAGCAUAUGGCGAAGGCAAAUUCAGCGUCGAUCCAAGGACGCUCCACACAUACUACUUGAGCGCUCCACCGGUCGAGAUAGAAAUCCUUACACCUCCGGGCCUUUUCAAGGGGACUUUCAACCAAAAUACAGAGACAAUGGCUAUUACUCACAACAAUACUACGGUGCAGGUCCUGCACCCGGCCAUAAUACUAGACGCCAAAUGUGGUGCCAUUGGCGGACGAGCAACUGAGGUAAAGAAGGAGACAGACGCCCAAGACAUUAUCCACCUACUUGUGUGGUUGAAGUCACAGAAUAUGAGCCUCUUCGCCGACAAUGUUCCCAAUGCUUCUGUGGAAUGGGUUCAAUGGUUUGUCCCCAAUUACGGAUUUGGUAAUUACGACUACUGGAAAAACGUAGGAUGGACCGAAUCUGGUGCGUCUUUUCUAUCUAAGAACUGGUUCUCACGCUGA